Molecule: messenger RNA, 402 nt
Organism: Protopolystoma xenopodis
Lineage: Eukaryota; Metazoa; Platyhelminthes; Monogenea; Polystomatidea; Polystomatidae
Source: the annotation of a GenBank genome assembly
CAGGCCAAAAUAGCAAAUGUUGCCUGUCAUGCCAACCGAGCAGACAAUUGUCUGAUUGUUCCGGCUGAACUGUGCUCACUCAAUCCACAGAAUUGCUGGUCGGUUGACGGCGUCAGUGGACGCGACAACGACACCUUUGGUCAAAGCAGUCCGGAUGGCGGCCAAAUCGGACGGCAUACGAGGCUGGUGGUGGCCUCUUUCCUCUCGGCUCGUCAGUCCCAUCAGACUCCUGUCCGACGCCCAACUUCCCGACUGAUCACAGCAAGAGUCCCGCCUCAAUUUGGAAAAAGUCUCGAUCUCUGUCGAUUUGACUUCGGUAGGACAGCAACAACAAGCCGGCGACAUGAAACUGCCGGUUGGCGUUUUUGUAAAUCCUCAAUUGGGGAAUUUGACACUUCUUGA